GAGAGGCCUCGCUCCACCACUGCGAGAGCCUCAGCCCUUGCAAGGAUGGCACAGCAGCGGAGACCCGCCAUCCAUGCAGGGGCCUCAGGCUGUCAGAGACCCUCCAUCCUGUCAGCAGCCUCUGCUAUCUCUGACAGCCUCCAUCCCUUGCAGAGGCACAGGGAGACCUGUCAGCCUGUGGAAGGGGCAGAGCCCGGGGACAGGUCUCCCAGCUCCCUUGGACUCACGGGCGCAGCCCUGACUGUUGACGUGGCCAGGGAAAGCCCACAAGUCCAAAUGGGAGCCCAGCCCGAGGCAGGGGAGCCUUGUGAGGAGCAGCUGGUGGAGCAGCAAGCGUCCUGGAGCCAGCAGUUGCCGGCCCACUGCUGCCAGGACGCUGUGCCAGGUGUGGCAGCUGGCAACAGCCCAAGCCUGGAGGUGGAGAUGACCCUCGAGACACCAAGGGGGUUCCUCCAUCUGCAGGAAGCUGCCCCAAGAGAGCCCUCGACCACCACAAAGGGCUCUCUAAUAGCAGCUGCUCCUGGGAUCCCCCUGGGCGAAGCCUCGGGCUGUAGCCCCGGCCGUCCCCAGCAGCAGAGGACAGCCCACGACGCCGGGGACAGCGACGGUGCCGCCCUGCUCCGCUGCUCAGCGGCUCCUGCAGCCACCUCUGGGCCCUGCCCUGCCCCAGCUGUGCCGCUGUCCAGCCCGACGGCUGCCAGGCGGCGGCCGCUGCCCGGCGCGCAGCAGGAAGCAGGGCAAAAGAAGCAGCUGCAGGAGCUGUACCAGCUGGGCCCGCAGCUGGGCAGCGGCGGCUUCGGCACCGUUUUCUCGGGCAUCCGCCUCUCCGACAGGAGCCCGGUGGCCAUCAAACGCGUGGCCCGGGAGAGCGUCCUGCAGUGGGACGAGCUGCCCGACGGCACCCGUGUUCCCAUGGAGAUCGUGCUGAUGGAGAAGGUGGGCUCUGGUUGCCACUACGUCAUCCAGCUCCUCGACUGGUUUGAGCUGCCUGACAGCUUCCUACUGGUCAUGGAGCGUCCGGAGGCAUCACAGGAUCUCCUGCAGUUGCUGCUGCAGCAGGAGUUCCUGUGCGAGGAGAUGGCGCGCUGGCUUUUCUGCCAGGUGCUGGAGGCCGUGCGGCACUGCACUGCCUGUGGCAUCCUGCACCGUGACAUCAAGCUCCAGAACCUCCUCGUGGACCGGGAGAGUGGCGACCUGAAGCUCAUUGACUUCGGUUGCGGCACCUUCCUCCAGGAGCGGCCCUACACACAAUUUGCCGGAACACACGUGUACAGCCCACCCGAGUGGAUCGCCUUUGGCUGCUACUACGGCCAUUCGGCAACCAUCUGGUCCCUGGGUGUGUUGCUGUACGUCAUGGUCUGCGGGAGCCUCCCCUUCUGGAACGACCGUGACAUCGUGUCGGGGCAGCUCUUCUUUGGGCACCAGGUCUCUCCAGCGUGUGAAGAUCUGAUCCGCUGGUGUUUGGCCAAGCACCCUGCGGACAGGCCGGAGCUGGAGGACAUCUUGUGCCACCCUUGGGUGCGGGGCGGGCAUUUUUGAUGCCUUGCCGGAUCCUCUGCAGCACCCAGUUACCACGUCCCACGCAGGACCCAAAUAAUAAAACAACCACAAACCCAUUGCAGGGUGUCAAGUCUGGUCCUUGUCAGCAGCUUCAGCUAAAGAAACCUCUUGGGAAAAGGGGUAGUCCAAGUGCUCCCUUCAGCCUUCUUCAAGCUUUCGACACCUUUCCUCAAGCAUGGUGCCUUUGU
Catharus ustulatus (Swainson's thrush) is the source of this 1748-nucleotide messenger RNA. Its product is annotated as serine/threonine-protein kinase pim-1-like. The record is from RefSeq and is a predicted model, not a curated record. NCBI's taxonomy places the organism in Eukaryota, Metazoa, Chordata, Aves, Passeriformes, Turdidae. Gene Ontology annotation, molecular function: ATP binding; protein serine/threonine kinase activity. Gene Ontology annotation, cellular component: cytoplasm. Gene Ontology annotation, biological process: protein autophosphorylation.